Messenger RNA from Pediculus humanus corporis (human body louse), 1866 nucleotides. RefSeq names its product zinc finger protein, putative. Lineage: Eukaryota; Metazoa; Arthropoda; Insecta; Psocodea; Pediculidae. The transcript has 2 exons. Gene Ontology annotation, biological process: regulation of DNA-templated transcription. Gene Ontology annotation, molecular function: RNA polymerase II cis-regulatory region sequence-specific DNA binding; DNA-binding transcription factor activity, RNA polymerase II-specific. Bases 1 to 1866 code for a protein of 621 amino acids. The record is from RefSeq and is a predicted model, not a curated record.
AUGUUUUCUUUUUAUUCUUCUUAUUUUAUAGAAGGCGGUUACAUGAACGAUUACAUUCCGCAAAUAUCACAAGAUAAUUCAGUUAUAAGAAGAACUCCAAUAGUUGCAAGUCACGAUGGUGGAAUACCAAUAUUUAGAGAAAGAAGCGCCGAAGAAACGGAAGCAGCACACGAUUUAUUGGAAUUAUCGAGAUCGUUACCACCCUUGCCUAAUCCCGUAGUGGUGAGAGUUUCGCCAAAAUGCGAUGAUCCACCCCAUGAUAGGAUUAAACUUUCAAAACCUUCUUAUCAGGAAAAACUCGAAGAAUCUCAGGUGUCUUAUUACGAUUCUUUCAAAACGGUCGAUAAUAUCGACGUGAGUAAAUCUCGAAUUCCCGUUUCCGUUGUCGUUCGAGUACCUCCUCAUACACAACAGGGAAUAAAAAAUUCAAAUCCAUCUUUUUCAACGUAUAAUAAUACUGAUAAAACUUCUUCCGCGACACUUUUGUCCUACGAUACUAUAUCGUCUCAAACAUACGAGGAAGAUAUAAAUAACGAUUCGGCGAAUUCUUCGAAAUUGGAAAAUUUAACGGAAUCGACUCCAUUGAAACCAUUAACAGAAGAAGAAGAAGAAAAUUCUUCUUCGAUCAUUCACUUAAACGACGCGUCAAUAAUUAACUACAAUGAAAAUUUGUCUUCCUCGAUUUCUGAUAAAAAUUAUAAAAUAACAUACGAUCAUGAUAAUUCUCAACCCGUCGUGUUAAGAAUGCCAUCGCCUCAACCCCCCCACAACGUCACACAUCUCAUAACGAGACCGGUACCUAAAAAAAUUAUAUCCAUAACACCAUCAGACACGUCGUCCGUCCCACCACAAGUUAUACAAUUUACUCAUAUCAUAUCGAACAAUACUCAAAUAGUCGAAGAAAUCCCUCAAACAUCUUCUUCGGUUAUUGAACAGGUAUAUCCCUUAUCGUCGGGUACUCUUCUUCCGCCACCGACAACCUUUCCUACACAACAAUCCGAACCGGUACCCGGGACCAAUGCCGUAUCGUAUACUCCCGUUAUACGUUUUCAACCCAGUAGUACGGAAUCAUCAGUCGAAUAUUCAAAUAACGAAACACAAACCGUCGUAAAACCUCCAACGUCGGAAUAUCAUUCGGACGCGGAAAACAACAAUCCAAAUUUCAAAAACAAAUCCAUAGUUAUAAGGAAAAAACGUAGCAAAGCAUCUUUUUUACCCAGCGAUUGGAAACGAAAAAAGACAAAUCCGUCCGACGAAAACGCGGAAAAUGCGGGAAAGGGAGGAAAAUAUUCUUGCACUCAAUGCGGUAGAAAAUAUGCGACGAGUUCAAAUUUAUCCAGGCAUAAACAAACCCACAGGAGUUUGGAUUCACAAUCGGCUAAAAAGUGCAUGACUUGCGGUAAAGCAUAUGUCAGCAUGCCAGCAUUGGCCAUGCAUUUGCUCACUCAUAAAUUAUCACACGCAUGCGGUAUAUGCGGUAAAAUGUUUUCAAGACCUUGGCUCCUACAAGGUCAUUUAAGAUCACACACGGGAGAAAAACCCUACAGGUGCGGCCAUUGCGGAAAAGCAUUUGCAGAUCGUAGCAAUUUAAGAGCACACAUGCAAACUCAUUCGUUUGAAAAAAAUUACAUUUGUUUAAAAUGUAAAAAAUCAUUUGCAUUGAAAUCGUACCUGAGUAAACAUCUCGAAUCCUCUUGCUUGAAGGAAAACAAUGACAUCGAAGUUAAAUCGAGCACCGAAUCCCCGACUAAUUCAAUGGAUACGAUCGAUGUGGAAACUUGGUCUAAAGAUGGCGACGCCGAUGAUCCUGUACCUGUUGAAAUCGAAACGGACGAAAGCGAAAUGGAUGAAAUCGUUGUCGUUUAA